GCAUAAGGGUAACGUGAGGCCCAAACAUGGCGGCCACUUCGCGCUCGGGAAUGCUAGAAAUUUUCACCAAAGAUGGAUGGAAACGAGUGUUGGCUACACUUGAUGACGAUGUUUUGACUCUGAAUGUGGAAGAUAACCCUGUAGUUAAUGGCCAGCCGCCUUCACCGAGCUCCCCUCCCCGUUCACCAGAAGCAAACGACCAUGUAGAACCACCGCAAACCAUAGCGGAUCAAAUCCGAACUGUGCGAGUCAUAAAGCAAGAAGUCGGCGGCUUAGGAAUUAGUAUCAAAGGUGGCAAGGAAAACAAGAUGCCUAUACUUAUUUCGAAGAUUUUCAAAGGAUUAGCUGCGGAUCAAACGGAAAGUUUAUACAUAGGAGACGCGAUUUUGGCGGUAAAUGGAGAAGACCUCCGAAAUGCUACCCACGACGAAGCUGUAAGGGCGCUGAAACGUGCAGGGAAGGAGGUCGAUUUGACUGUGAAAUAUGUGAAAGAAGUUACACCUUACUUUCAUCGUACGGCGGAACUGAACGCUAAUGCUGUUGCAAAUGCGAGCGUGAACGGCGAAGGACAAGCAGCUCCGGAAAACAAACCAAAUUGUGUCGAAGUAAAGAAAAUUCCUCUCAAGCUAUGCUUCGUCACAAAGUAUGUUUCGCCCAAGAUAGAAAAUCACGGUAGAACUUUCGAACUUUACAAUCCGGACGCCAGAUCUGCCUGCAUUCUGCGAGGGAAAGACACCUCGUCGGCGAGUCAAUGGUUCACGGACAUCCACACAAAUAUAACACGGCUCAUUGCACCAGCCAUUGAGGAAGUGAAUGACAUGCUCAGUUCCAAUGCAGGAUAUCGUGAAGUCCGAGCUAUGGGUUGGCUUAGUGAACAAGUUCAUCUUGGUGGCGAUAGCUCCCACACAGAAUGGAAGCCUGUGUUUGUUGCUUUAACAGAAAAAGACAUGUUGUUGUAUAUGGCUGCUCCUUGGUCACGUGAGGAUUGGAGUGCACCAGUUAUGAGCCAUCCACUCUUAGCUACAAGACUUGUUCAUUCAGGACAAGGUAGUAACCACAUUCAAAAUGAAGAAAUGACAUUCGGAACACGAACUGGAACUAGAAAAGGAGUAGAGGCACACAUGUUUAGAGUGGAAACACCAAGAGAAUUGGCAAACUGGUCACGGAGCCUGGUUCAAGGAUCUCAUGAUGCUGCAGCCUUGAUCAAAGAAAUAAACUGUGCUGUGACUUGGAGAGAUCAAGAGGCACGUUUAACUGUGCACUUUGAAAAUGGGUUCACCCUCACACAUGCACGUGUUAAUGAGGGCAAUGAUCGGUCUCAGGUCUUAUGGUAUUUUCCAUUUGAGAAGCUAAAGCGCUCAGCAGAUGAUGGACAGAGAAUGUUGUGGCUAGAGUUUGGAGCAGAUGAGUCUGAUCAGGAGUUAGAUUUAGAACUUGAUCUGCAUGGCUGUCCAAAACCUGUGGUUUUCGUUAUGCACACCUUCCUUUCAGCAAAAACAACUCGCCUUGGACUUUUUGCUUGAGUUGUGUGGUAUGGGAUAUAAACUUUACACUUCUCUACUUGAUGGUUCAGUUGAUCCUGUGGUUCUGGAGUAGUGGCUUUCCAUUACAAUCCACUACUCUUUUGUAGUAAUGUUAUUGUUAUAUGCCACAUUGCAUUCCCCACUUUUGCAAGAUGUAUCUGCAGAAUAUAAGUACCAUGGUCAGAUCUCAUAAUUUAGGGAUUUGUAUCAACCCUUUCACUCCCAGGAGAGACCAAGACUUUAUUUCUCCUUACAGUAUCAGCACAAUAUCAAGCAGCCAAGUGAUGAGAAAAUAUAAAAAUAUCAAGUAGGGGAUUAUCAUUUGAUCCAACACUAAAUUCUCAGAACAAACUUAAUGAGAAAUGUAUGGCAGAUAGUGAGGAGAAUUUUUAUUGACAUAUUGGGUGUGAAAGGGUUAAAAUAGUAAUAACUUUUAAACUAUAGCUGUUUAUCUUUUAGUUUUGUAUGGUUUAUUUAAUAAUUGGAAAAACAUGCCAUUUUCAGCUGUUACCUUUAAGUAAAUUUGAUUUUGUGUGAAAAAAGAUGUUGUCUUCAUUGAGCUUCAUGAGAGUGGUAUGUUUUUUUUAUGUCCUUUAGACUAAAUCAGUGUUCUGCUGCAGUUCUUGUUGGCUUCAAGAUAUUACCUUGAGCUUGAUUAAUUUUAUUGCUAUUGUAUUCAUCAGUCUUUGGGGAAGUAUAAAUUUUUGCUCAAAUUUUUAAUUACUGGGUCCACUUUGAGCUAGUGAAACUGCAGUAUUUUUUAAAGGCUAUAGAAAUAUUAAUAACAUUGACUGUUUUUUAGUACUGUUGUAUCCAAAGAUAAUGCGAAUUGCUAAACUUAGGCUAACUCACUCUCAUUAAGUUCUAAAGUGUAAUCUGGAACAAGUACAAAAAUGGCUAUUUGAGAACAUCAAUAAUUACUCUUGGAAUUUUUCUGUAUUAAGCUGUGGUACUGUGGGGUGGUGUCUUUUCUGAGAGUGAUCAAUUGGAGGUAUUUCUCCUUAAUGAUUUCCACAGUUUUCUGAAGGUAUAGGAAUAUAUUGAGAUGAUAUUUUUAUCGUGUUGCUGUGCUUGUAGCUUCAUUUAGUUGUAAGUGAUUAAUAAUGUAGAUUGUAGGUUUUAGGGUUUUUUCUUUGAAAUUAUUGAUGAUUCAAAAUGUAUCAUUUAUCUGAGGAAUAGUUUGGUUUCUUUCAUUAUUGAUGAAGAUAUUUUUAAGAACAGUGGACCCUUUGGAUGGAAAGGUGGUUAGUGCAUUGUAGGCUUUUUUGCUGCAAUUAGUUGAUAAUAGAGGAUUUUUGAAUGAAAUUAUAACAAAUGUAUCUUAAAUUUUCUGUGGGCAUGGGGAGAUUUGUUGUAUCAUUUGCCCCUAUUAACAUAUUAACAUAUUGUCUUGUAGAAUGAUUACUGGUAUUUACCUGUAACUGAUUUUUUAAAAGAACACUAAAAUAGUAAUUGUGAAAAUUAAUUUUCAGCUGACUUACUCUGUACUAUCUUGGGAUAAAAUGUAGUAUUGAAGUAUUUUUCAAGCUUUCUCUUAGAUGUGAUUUUAUGCUUGAGUUAAUUAAUUGUAAAAUGGAAAUAACAAAUAGUUUGCCCUUGUUGGUAACAUGAUUGGCUUUCUGCCAAUAAGAUAAUGUGUUCCAUAUUUGUAUUUAGAUUUGAACUGCCAGUAGUGCUGAGGUACAUGUAGUAUCCAAGAUAAUUAUUAUUAUAGUUUUUAAUGUCAUGGUAACUAUUUCAUUUCCAAAUUCUGUGACAUACUGAAACUAAAGCAUUCCUAUUUUAGAACAGAGUUCUUUACAUAUUCUGAACAUGCCAAUUACCCAAGGACUGCAAUAUCCUCUGUGAUGGUGUCAAUGAAAGUGUAAUAUUUUGUAGUCAGUCAUAAACCCUUUACACUCUUACAUCAGUAUCCAUGAUCUCCUUACUCUUCUCUACACAUUUCCUUUGUUCAAAAGGAGAAUUUGUUUAACAAUCAAAGGUUAUAUUGGCAAUCAUUUGCGUUACUCAUGAUCUUAAUAGAUGAUUCAGGGAUGAUACUGUAAGGAGAAAUAAGAUGCUGGUCACUUAGGGUUUAAAGGUGUAACUCAUUGACUAUUUUGUUUCUAAUUAUGCACUCUGACUCUUUACAUACCUAGUGCCAUAUUCAUUAAUUGUCAGAAACACAUCAAUUAAAGUAU
Molecule: messenger RNA, 3703 nt
Organism: Pocillopora verrucosa
Lineage: Eukaryota; Metazoa; Cnidaria; Anthozoa; Scleractinia; Pocilloporidae
Product: beta-2-syntrophin-like
Cellular component (GO): dystrophin-associated glycoprotein complex; intracellular anatomical structure
Molecular function (GO): structural molecule activity; protein binding
Source: RefSeq, a predicted model, not a curated record